CAGCAAGUUCCGAAUUCCGAUUCGGGCUAGGCAAUCUAUAAAUUAUUGGCAUUUAGCAUCUUUACUUGUAUAAAAUUCAAUUUAGAAAAGUAUUGAAUAAAAACAUUAUGUAUUAACCCACAGAUUACCUAAUUUGGUUUUUAAAUUGUUUCACCUAACUUGUCCUAACGCAAUGUCGCGCUGGGCAAUCGCAUCUGCAGUUAUCGCGUUAAGCUUAUUUAACAGUGCAACCGGCCUAGGAGAGAUUAUUUAUGCAAUUAAUGCUGGUGGACCGGCACACACCGACAUAUACGGUAUUCAAUAUGAGAAAGAUCCCUUACAAGGAAGAGUCGGCACAGCUUCUGACUAUGGAAAACAAUUAGUCAUGAUCGGAAGAGUCAACCCAAAAGACGAAAUAUUAUAUCAAACGGAGCGGUACCACCACAGCACAUUCGGAUACGAUAUACCAGCCAGAGAGGAUGGAGACUACGUGCUGGUGCUUAAAUUUAGUGAAGUUUACUUUAAUGCCCCCAAUAUGAAAGUUUUCGAUGUAGUAUUGAACGGCGACCACACGAUAGUUGCUGAUCUAGACAUAUUUGAUAAGGUGGGAAGAGGCGUAGCUCACGACGAAUAUAUUCCGUACUCAAUAAGAGGCGGUAAACUCUUUUACAAUGAUGAGGAGUCUGAUAUCCGUGGUGGGAAGAUUAAGGUGGAAUUUAUCAAGGGUUACAGGGAUAAUCCUAAGAUAAACGCUCUCUAUGUUAUGAGAGGUAGUAUAGAUGAAGUUCCCAAACUCCCACCGAUUGUAUGGCCUGAAACUGAAGCAGAAGAACCGAGAGAAGAGAUAGAAGAGAAGAGCACAAAAUCGAGACGGGCCAGCGGCCCCAAACAGCCCGACCCCUACUCGAUGGAUGACAGUUCUGUUCUCAUCCCAGUGUUCAUCACCAUUGGUGCUUUUAUUCCUUUAUUGUUCUGUUUGUGUAAGCUAUAAUGUUGUAUGUCUGCAAUUGUGUGGUUGUUAUGAACAUUAAAAUGCUAUGUUGGUUUUUUA
This is a messenger RNA of Aricia agestis (brown argus), 1030 nucleotides long. Its product is annotated as malectin. The record is from RefSeq and is a predicted model, not a curated record. Bases 173 to 970 code for a protein of 265 amino acids. Gene Ontology annotation, cellular component: membrane. Lineage: Eukaryota; Metazoa; Arthropoda; Insecta; Lepidoptera; Lycaenidae. Gene Ontology annotation, molecular function: carbohydrate binding. The transcript has a single exon.